This is a messenger RNA of Knipowitschia caucasica, 1404 nucleotides long. The record is from the annotation of a GenBank genome assembly. NCBI's taxonomy places the organism in Eukaryota, Metazoa, Chordata, Actinopteri, Gobiiformes, Gobiidae.
AUGACGCCGUUCACAAGUGAAAAGGAAACCAAGCAGCCCAAAACACAGCUGCGGGAUCAGGCCAGCACCAUAAUGGAUGAGAAGGAGGUGCAGAACAGUGAGGAGGAGGUGCAGAACAGUGAGAAGGAGGUGCAGAACAGUUAUGAGGAGGUGCAGAACAGUGAGAAGGAGGUGCAGAACAGUGAGGAGGAGGUGCAGAACAGUGAGGAGGAGGUGCAGAUCAGUGAGAAGGAGGUGCAGAUCAGUGAGAAGGAGGUGCAGAUCAGUGAGAAGGAGGUGCAGAACAGUGAGGAGGUGCAGAACAGUGAGAAGGAGGUGCAGAACAGUGAGAAGGAGGUGCAGAACAGUGAGAAGGAGGUGCAGAACAGUGAGAAGGAGGUGCAGAACAGUGAGAAGGAGGUGCAGAACAGUGAGGAGGAGGUGCAGAUCAGUGAGAAGGAGGUGCAGAUCAGUGAGAAGGAGGUGCAGAACAGUGAGGAGGAGGUGCAGAUCAGUGAGAAAGAGGUGCAGAACAGUGAGAAGGAGGUGCAGAACAGUGAGAAGGAGGUGCAGAACAGUGAGGAGGAGGUGCAGAUCAGUGAGAAAGAGGUGCAGAACAGUGAGAAGGAGGUGCAGAACAGUGAGAAGGAGGUGCAGAACAGUGAGGAGGAGGUGCAGAGCAGUGAGGAGGUGCAGAACAGUGAGAAGGAGGUGCAGAACAGUGAGAAGGAGGUGCAGAACAGUGAGAAGGAGGUGCAGAACAGUGAGGAGGAGGUGCAGAUCAGUGAGAAGGAGGUGCAGAACAGUGAGGAGGAGGUGCAGAACAAUGAGAAAGAGGUGCAGAACAGUGAGAAAGAGAAAGAGAACAGUGAGAAAGAGGUGCAGAACAGUGAGAAAGAGAAGGAGGUGCAGAACAGUGAGAAAGAGGUGCAGAACAGUGAGAAGGAGGUGCAGAACAGUGAGAAAGAGGUGCAGAACAGUGAGAAAGAGGUGCAGAACAGUGAGAAAGAGGUGCAGAACAGUUAUGAGGAGGUGCAGAACAGUGAGGAGGAGGGGCAGAACAGUGAGGAGGAGGUGCAGAACAGUGAGGAGGAGGUGCAGAUCAGUGAGGAGGAGGUGCAGAACAAUGAGAAAGAGGUGCAGAACAGUGAGAAAGAGAAAGAGGUGCAGAACAGUGAGGAGGAGGUGCAGAACAGUGAGGAGGAGGUGCAGAACAGUGAGGAGGAGGUGCAGAACAGUGAGGAGGAGGUGCAGAACAGUGAGGAGGAGGUGCAGAUCAGUGAGAAGGAGGUGCAGAUCAGUGAGAAGGAGGUGCAGAACAGUGAGGAGGAGGUGCAGAUCAGUGAGGAGGAGGUGCAGAACAGUGAGAAGGAGGUGCAGAACAAUGUGUAUCGAUGGAUUCCAGGAGGGUCCAACACGAAAUGA